UCAAAGAUGGCGCUGCCCUUAGACCAGAGAGAGUACCUCAAGCGGUAUCUGUCUGCUGAACCAGAGGAUUUGAAGAAGAAAAAAAGACGGAAGAAAGUGAAAACUGCGGUUAAAGUGACACGCACCUUCACCAUUGUGGACGAUGAUGUAGACUUCAGAACACUGGCGCCAGCCUCGGAGAAGCAGGAUGAAAUCAGCAACCCUCUGAUCGCAGACGAGACUCCUGUCGUGGCUGACGUCGUCGAUGAGCGCCCCAGGGACCAGGUCAUUCUGGAGGAGUACCGCACCAGCCGCAAGUGGAAGACGAUGGGAGACGACGAUCUGGCCAGGAAGAGUAGAGAUGCCAAUAAGCGGGGCAGAUCCCGUCGUGAUACAUCUGACUUGGACUUAUCUCCGGAUAGGAGCUCAACCUCCAAGUCGAAGCCUGUGAGACGAGCUCACGAGGGAGGUGGUCUGGGUCAUUUGAAGGGGCAGUCCAGAAGCAAAGCUAGGCAGGAUGGAUCUGACUCUGAUCAGUCCCCGCCAAGACAAGGACGGAACAGAAAUGGUGACCAAAGGGGUGACAGACCUUCUGGCAAACCAGUAAAGCAUGAUUCUGAUUCUGAUUUGUCACCACCAAGGGGAGGACAUGACAGAAGGGGUGGCAGACCUUCUGGCAGACCAGUAAGGCAUGAUUCUGAUUCCGAUCUGUCACCACCAAGGGGAGGACAUAACAGAAGGGGGGACAGACCUUCUGGCAAACCAGUAAGGCAUGAUUCUGAUUCUGAUUUGUCACCAUCAAGGGGAGGACAUGACAGAAGGGGUGGCAGACCUUCUGGCAGACCAGUAAGGCAUGACUCUGAAUCCGAUCUGUCACCAACAAGGGGAGGACAUGACAGAAGUGGUGGCAGACCUUCUAGCCAACCAGCAAGGCACAAUUCUGAUUCCGAUCUGUCUCCACAAAGAGCAGGACAUGACAGAAGGGGUGACAGACCCCCUGGUAGACCAGCAAGACAUGAUUCUGAUUCCGAUUUGUCACCACCAAGGAAAAGACAGGAGAAAGGGGGUAAAAUAUCUUCUGGCAAACCAGCAAGACAUGAUUCAGACUCUGACUUGUCACCACCAAGGAAAGGACAGGACAGAAGGGGUGACACAAGGAGUGACAGAUCAUCUGCCAGACCCACCAGGCACAAUUCAGAUUCUGACCUGUCCCCACCAAGGAGACGACAGAGCAGAAAGGACGAUCGCACCACCCGACAUGAUUCGGAUUCAGACCUCUCCCCUCCCCGGCAGAGGCAAAGAUCGGACCGGAACUCUGACAUAUCCCCUGUGCGACGAGUUGCCCCAGGGAGGGGAAAGGAGUUACCUGGACCCAGGAUUUCAGUUGGGAGAGGAGAGCACAUGCGGCCUGAGAAAACAUUGACAGGAACAACUGCUGGUCUGUCGGAUGCCAAGUCCAUGAGACGGGAAAACGAAGAAUCCAGACGUAGGGACGCUGAAAUGUAUGCCAAGCUAGGUGAUGAUGUGUCCGGGAAAAGUGCAAAAACUGUUUUUCGAGACAAGUCUGGGAGAGUGAGAGACCUGGAAACAGAGAAGCGGCGGAAGCGCGAAGAGGAUGCCAAGAAGGCAGAGGAAGACCAGAAAUUUGUUGAAUGGGGGAAAGGGGUGGCACAAACUGCGCGACAGAGGGAGUUUAUCAAAGAUGCCUUGCACGAGAUGGACAAGCCGCUGGCCCGUUACCGUGACGACCAGGACCUAGACGACAUGCUGAAGGGAGUGGAACGGGAGGGGGACCCCAUGAUGGCAUUCCUGAAGAAGAAACAGACCAAGAAGCAGGCGGCCAUGGGGGUCAAAGCCAAGCCUAAAUACCAAGGACCCCCACCUCCGCCCAACCGCUUCAACAUCGCACCUGGCUACCGCUGGGACGGAGUGGACCGUUCCAAUGGCUUUGAGAAGAAAUUCUUUCUGCGUCAAGCUGAAAAGAGGGCCUCGAAGGAGAUGGCCUACAAGUGGAGCACUGAGGACAUGUAGCUUAAUGGCACAGCGCUGAACUACCAAGGGCACGGCCCAUGAAUUGAGCACUGAGGACAUGUAGCAUGAUGGCAUAGGACUACACCACCAAGGACAUGGCCUAGAGAUGAAGCUCUCAGGACUUGUAGCAUGAUUGCUAAGCACUGAACUAUCAAGGAAAUGGACUUUGAAUGGAGCACUGAGGACAUGUGACAGGAUGACAAAGACCUCUGUGCAGAAAUUUUUUUUGUAACUGAAGGCAAACUUUACUUUAACUCUUUAGGCCUUUCGAAUCUUCUGAAUUUCUGCAAAGCCUCAGUAUGUCACCAGCCGCAUUUCAGGUCGAAGUAACAGUUUUCAAGAUUGAC
Molecule: messenger RNA, 2357 nt
Organism: Acanthaster planci (crown-of-thorns starfish)
Lineage: Eukaryota; Metazoa; Echinodermata; Asteroidea; Valvatida; Acanthasteridae
Gene: bud13
Product: BUD13 homolog
Biological process (GO): mRNA splicing, via spliceosome
Cellular component (GO): RES complex; U2-type spliceosomal complex
Molecular function (GO): RNA binding
Source: RefSeq, a predicted model, not a curated record